CAGGUCGCUCAAUGAGUCUUCAUUCGCUGGCCCAGUUUGUUGUCGCGCGCUCGUGGUGGUUCCUCACUCACUCGUCGUCCGUUUUAUUUUCGUGGUGUCGCAUAUAUUUAGUAAAUAUUUUGUUGUUGAUAUUUAUAGUUGGGACAUUUCUCUCUCUCUCAGUGAUUUUUGUUUGAUUUGAAGCUAAAUGGCAGCCAAAGACCGCCUGCCUAUAUUUCCCUCACGCGGGGCCCAAACUCUGAUGAAAUCACGCCUGGCGGGCGCCACCAAGGGUCAUGGUUUGCUCAAAAAAAAAGCAGAUGCUUUACAGAUGCGCUUCCGCUUGAUUCUGGGAAAGAUUGUAGAGACCAAAAGCCUAAUGGGUCAGGUGAUGAAGGAGGCCGCCUUCUCGCUGGCCGAGGUCAAGUUCACCACCGGCGACAUCAAUCAAAUUGUUUUGCAAAAUGUGACCAAGGCUCAGAUCAAAAUUCGUACCAAAAAGGACAAUGUGGCUGGUGUGACUCUGCCUGUUUUUGAGCCAUAUAUGGAUGGUGUGGAUACCUACGAGCUGGCCGGUUUGGCACGCGGCGGUCAGCAGCUGGCCAAGCUCAAGAAGAACUAUCAGUGUGCCGUGAGACUCCUCGUGGAACUGGCCUCGCUGCAAACCUCCUUUGUGACCCUCGAUGAUGUGAUCAAGGUGACCAAUCGGCGGGUCAAUGCCAUCGAGCAUGUGAUCAUACCCCGCAUCAAUCUCACUAUUGAGUACAUCAUCAGCGAACUGGAUGAGCUGGAGCGUGAGGAGUUCUAUCGGCUGAAGAAGAUCCAGGAUAAGAAGCGUGAGGCUCGAAAAACGGCGGACAAGAGAAGGGAGGAACUGCGUCGACAGGGUCAAUUGGCUGAGGAGGCCAAGGAGGUGCAGAAUAUCCUAGAUGAGGAUGGUGAUGAGGAUUUGCUCUUCUAGACCGAUCAAGGUCACGAUCACGAUCACGAAGACCUUGCUGAUGAUGAUAAUAGUAUCCCAUCCUGUUUCCACUUUGCACUCAACUUUACUACCUCACCUUUGUCCACCUCGUUGUCGUUGUUGUUGUUGUUGUUGUUGUCUGUUGCCGUCUAUGUUGUCGUUGCUAUCGUUAUCGUUGUUUAUUGUGAUCCGGCUGAUGUUCUUGGAAAUACAAUCCCUAUCCGUAA
Messenger RNA from Drosophila kikkawai, 1167 nucleotides. It is a transcript of the gene Vha36-3, whose product is annotated as Vacuolar H[+] ATPase 36kD subunit 3. Lineage: Eukaryota; Metazoa; Arthropoda; Insecta; Diptera; Drosophilidae. The record is from RefSeq and is a predicted model, not a curated record. Gene Ontology annotation, cellular component: proton-transporting V-type ATPase complex. Gene Ontology annotation, molecular function: proton-transporting ATPase activity, rotational mechanism.